This is a messenger RNA of Thrips palmi, 1969 nucleotides long. RefSeq names its product spermine oxidase. Lineage: Eukaryota; Metazoa; Arthropoda; Insecta; Thysanoptera; Thripidae. The record is from RefSeq and is a predicted model, not a curated record. The transcript is spliced from 10 exons. Gene Ontology annotation, molecular function: polyamine oxidase activity. Bases 307 to 1767 code for a protein of 486 amino acids.
CAAAUAAAUAUGGCGCUUGUCAACAAACAGCUGGUCGGACGCUUGCGAGUUAGAUCUGCAGGGCAUAAUCUUUAUCUUCUCGCUGUAAUCUGUGAACGUGACAGCCACGUCAGCAACUGCAAAAUUAUGAAACUUUAAUUGGUGAUCGCUCCUCGCUUGUCGAGUAAGCGGUCUGACUGGCUCGGCUCGUACCAGUAGAGUUCGAAGACGCAAUGCAGAUGUAUUUCUACUCUGUUGUUUGUUAGGGAAUUCCUGUUCAUAGUUGCUAAUCGCAUAAUUUUUAGACAUCUUCACAAGAUUGAAGUCAUGACCUACCAAGCCGUCAUUGUGGGUGCUGGUCCAGCAGGUAUUGCUGCGGCGUGUCGACUCUUGGCCAAAGGAGUUGACAAAAUUCUUCUUCUUGAAGCUGAAGAUAGAAUUGGUGGUCGAAUUCACACAGUCCCAUUUGGCGAUGGUGUUGUUGAUCUAGGUGCUCAGUUCUGUCAUGGAGAAAAGGGAAAUGUUGUCUAUGAGAUGGCUCACCCAUUGAAUCUCUUAGAAUCGUCCAAGACCCUCUAUACAAAUAUGGCUUUUGUUGACUCUGGUGGACAGUUUGUGGACAAGGGUGCAGCUGCAUGGCUUCUAGGGAUGUGUCUAGCCAUUACUGAUGAAGCGGGAAAGGACCUAAAAUCGUAUCCUCAUUCUCUUGGAGAUUACAUCACUUCAGAAUUUUACAAACGGAUUAAUGGAGAUGCAGCUCCUGAAAAUUUGCCCAAAUCCUUGUCAGACAAUUUCUUAGAAUGGUUUCACCGGUUUGAAAAUUCUAUUGACGGAUCAGAUUCCUGGUUUGAAACCUCAGGUUCUGGCCACACAGAGUAUGUUGAGUGUGAUGGAGAUCCAGUUUUGGUAUGGAAACAUGGAGGGUACAAAACCGUGCUGGAUCUUUUGAUGAAAAAAAUUCCUAAUGCUUCAUUAGGUUUACCGUUGGAGUCAAAGGUCAUGCUUAAAAAGGAGGUCCUAAAUGUCACCUGGGACCAUGUGAGAGAAGGAGGUCCUGUUGUGGUCGUCUGUAGAGAUGGUUCAGAGUACCAUGCUGACCGCGCUAUCAUAACUGUAUCACUUGGAGUACUUAAGGAACAAGCUCAUUCUCUUUUCUCUCCCCCUCUUCCCAAGAUAAAGCUGAAUGCUAUACAUGGUCUUUCAAUCGGUGCUGUAAACAAAAUUUUUCUGAAAUUUUCGGACAAUUGGUGGCCAGCAGAAACCCAUGGAUUCAGCUUAAUUUGGACACAGACAGACUCUGAUAAAUUCAGGGAAAAGUAUGGGAAUAAUAAGAAAAAGUCUUGGAUUAGAGAAGUAUUUGGCUUCUAUAAGGACCUGGGACAACCUGGAGUCUUGUGUGGUUGGAUUGUAGGACCUGAAGCCCGAACAAUGGAGAUGUGCUCUGAUGAGGAAGUAAUUGAGGGAUGUGAAGAGUUGCUGAAGAAAUUUGUUGGGAAUAAGUAUUCUGUGCCGAGGAUUGAGGCUGUUGCAAGAUCUUAUUGGUUCACCAACCCACACUUCCGUGGCUCAUAUAGUUUCCGUAGCAUGAAAACUGAGCAAAUGGGUGUAAAUGCAAAACAACUUGCGGAACCUGUGCAAAACAGUAAUCAGAAAUCAGUGCUGCACUUUGCUGGUGAGGCAACACAUGAAUACUUUUUCUCUACAGUUCAUGGAGCCAUUGAAACAGGCUGGAGGGAAGCUGAUCUUGUUUUGGAAAGUAUCAGUGGAAACAGGAAGUGCUCUUUAUAGCCGGUUUGGCUGGAGUAACAUUUCUACAUGGAGAAGAGGAAUAUGACUGAAAAAGUGGCCUGCAUCCAAGGUACUCCUGCAAGCUACGAUGUAAUGUUUCCAAUCUAAGAUUUGAAUCAAAGAGUACAUUGUAAAACGUGAUAUAUGUAUAUGUAUAAGUAGUAAACAAAUACAUGCUCCAAGCUUGUUGGUUUUGUAUGUA